Prorocentrum cordatum is the source of this 1041-nucleotide messenger RNA. Lineage: Eukaryota; Dinophyceae; Prorocentrales; Prorocentraceae. The record is from the annotation of a GenBank genome assembly.
GAGGGGGGUCCGGCGCGGAUCCUAGAAAUCUUCGUGGGGAUCCGAAAGUUUCUGUGUAUGCCGUUUUCGGUUCGUUUGUGAUGGUUGGGGGAUGAGGCCAAACUGCGUUUGCGGUUCCAUUGGCUCCCUCCGAGGUAUUGUCGUCAUCUGCGCCACCAACUUCGUGAAGUCCCUCGACCCGGCCCUGAUGCGGCCAGGCCGCCUGGACAAGCACGUGGUGGUGCCGAUCCCGGACCUAGACAAGGCCGCACAGAGAUCCUCGAGAUGUACGCCUCCAAGCUCGUGCUGGACCCGGCCGUGGAGUUGGUCACGCUGGCCAAGCGCACCGCUGGCAUGACCGGGGCGGAUUUGUUCAACAUCCUGAACAUCGCGGCCGUGCGCUCAUCGGCCCAGAACAUGACGGCCGUGACGGCCAGGUACAUAGAGGACCCAAGGGGGGCAUUCGACCGCGUCGUGGUCGGGCUGGAGAGGCGCAACCCAAUGAGCGACCUGGAAAAGAAGAUGACGGCAUACCACGAGGGCGGGCACGCGCUGGUGGGGCUGCACGCGCACGGCGCCGACCCCGUGCACAAGGCCACGAUCAUGCCGCGGGGGAGCGCCCUGGGCGUCACGUGGAGCAUCCCCGAGAAGGACCCUUUGGGGGAGGAGUUCUCCGAGCGCCUCUUCGAGCUGCAGGCUCACCUGGACGUGGCCAUGGGGGGCAAGGCGGCCGAGGAGCUCAUCUUCGGGGCGGACAACGUGUCCGCGGGGUGCACCUCGGACCUGCAGGGCGCGACGCAGCUGGCGCGGCGCAUGGUGAUGAACUUCGGCAUGGCCGGAGAGAGCGCCGCGCCCCUGUACCUGAGCGUGGACGACUACGCCAUCCUGUCCGACGAGGCCAAGCGCGAGAUAGACCAGAAGACGCAGCGGCUCCUGACAGACGCCUACGGCAGAGCCGCGGGGAUACUCGAGGCGCACAAGGACGAGCUGCACAGGCUCGCCGAAGCGCUGGUGGAGUACGAGACCCUGAGCGCCGAGGAGAGAUCGACAGCGCCAUCAAGG